GUCGGCCUAGGUAGGUUGUCUGUGUCUCCGGCCGGACCAGUCAAUACCAUACACUAGUACUUUUUAGGGUUUGCUAGUCCUGUGCUUCUUUCAAAUUCUCCAGCAUCUGGGAUAAAAAUGGCUAAUCAACUGCACGGUUACAACUCUGCCUACGGCGUGGGACCUGCCACUGCCACUCCGUCUCUUCCCAGCACAUAAUCGUCUUCCCGUUCCCUCGCCGACAUUGUUUCCGGCCGUUACCUCGUGUCAGACUCACUGUCCUCCGGUAUCUCCAUUAAGCACUCUGUAACUGAUCGAGGUGCCUCCAUGUAUUCGACCCAGAAAGAAGCCCUUAGGUUAUCCGCCGCCGACAUUGUUCCAAGAACGUCGCAUUUGGUGUCUCAAUACUCAUGGUCGGGUACUGAUGUUGCUGCUGCGCUUGACUCUGUUGUUUCUGGCGUAAAACGUUCGUCCGACGUGCUCUACGAUCAGACUGUUUUGGGUUCCUGUAACACUUUGGGGCAAAGUGAAGCUUGGUAUACUUCAAAUUCUUUAGCCAAGCGUCCUAGAUUUGAAAGUACAAGCAAUUUGCCUGUAUAUCCGCAGAGGCCAGGAGAGAAGGACUGUGCCCACUAUAUGCUCACAAGAACCUGUAAAUUUGGAGAUAGCUGCAAAUUUGACCAUCCUAUUUGGGUUCCCGAAGGUGGAAUCCCAGAUUGGAAAGAGGUCCCACAAAUAGCUAAUAAUGAAGAUCUUCCAGAAAGACCCGGGGAGCCAGAUUGUCCUUACUUUUUGAAAACUCAAAGAUGUAAAUUUGGCUCAAGGUGCAAGUUCAAUCACCCUAAAGAUAGAUCUGAUUCUGUGGGUGCUGAGAAAUCUGAUGUUUCAGCAUUACCUGAGAGACCAUCCGAGCCACUGUGUGCAUUUUAUGUUAAAACUGGAAAGUGCAAAUUUGGUGUUAACUGCAAGUUCCAUCACCCAAAAGAUAUCCUAGUUUUAUCUGGGGCAGAAAAUGGAAAUAGCGAACAAACUCUGAUGGAAGCUAAGAUAGAAGGAGGAAUUGGAGACUUCAAGCUUGUUAAGCCUCCUGUUUCAUUUCCACCAGCACUGAUACACAAUUCUAAAGGACUUCCAAUUAGACUGGGUGAAGUGGAUUGUCCAUUCUACUUGAAAACUGGCAGUUGCAAGUAUGGUACCAGUUGCCGCUACAAUCACCCUGACAGAAACGCAAUCAAUUCAUGCAAUGCAACAAUGGUUCAUCCUGCUAUGGUCUCAGCAUCUAAUAUGAAUAUUGGACUUGUUAAUCCGUCUAAUGCUAUUUAUCAAGCAAUUAAUCCCAGAUUGAUUCAGCCACCUUUAGGAUCCAGCUCAAGUAUUUACCCUCAACGACCUGGGCAGAUAGAAUGUGAUUAUUAUAUGAAGACUGGGGACUGUAAAUUUGGGGAAAGAUGCAAAUUUCAUCACCCUAUUGAUCGGUCAGCACCAAAGCAGGCUGCUCAACAAAACGUCAAAUUGACACUAGCAGGCCUACCCAGGAGAGAGGAUGCCAUAAUUUGUCCAUAUUAUCUGAAAACUGCCACAUGCAAGUAUGGUUCUACUUGCAAAUUUGACCACCCACCUCCUGGAGAAGUUGUGGCAAUGGCAGCAAUACAAACUGUUCAAGGAAAAGAGGGUGAAGAACGGAUAGAUGAAUAGGUUGAUGAAUAGCAGCAGUAGAGAUUCUGGUGAAAUUUAUAAAUGUGGUAUAGGCUUCCUUUUGGUAUGGUAUCUCCCGCUCCUUAAAUCUAGUGUCGACUUGCACAACAGUUGUAACUUUUUAAAAUAAUUUGUAUGUUGAAGCAAACUCAGAAGGAAGCUUGGUUUCAUUAAUGGUGCAUCAAAUUAGUUCCUUAUUAGACUCAGCAAAAUUUGUACGUUUCCUCUUUUUUGUAAUAUGCGCAUAUUGGCACAUAAAUGAAGUUAAGAAAUGUCUCGAUCCUUUUCAA
Molecule: messenger RNA, 1964 nt
Organism: Momordica charantia (bitter melon)
Lineage: Eukaryota; Viridiplantae; Streptophyta; Magnoliopsida; Cucurbitales; Cucurbitaceae
Gene: HUA1
Product: floral homeotic protein (HUA1)
Molecular function (GO): mRNA binding; metal ion binding
Source: RefSeq, a predicted model, not a curated record